CGCACGUGCGCGAAUGGCACGUGGCAUGCUUUGUUCUCUUUGUGCAAUUAAAGGUUAUGGUAGUAACCUCUACCAGGUGAUGUGCUGAAUAAGGUGUUUUGCUGAACAAGGCGAAGAAGAACAGCUUACACGGCGAAACCAGCAAGGGAUAUGCCUUUGACGUCGACGUUGCACCAUGCCGCGACGAGUACCGAGGUUCCGUUUCAUCGACAGAAGAGUCUUGCUUCGGAACUUAAUCAUUAGCCUGGUCAUAACGCUCGCUUUCAUUGGGACGCUAUCCAUUUAUAUCAAUAUCAAGAGCGGAUCAUUGCGCAAUCUGCCCCAUUUACCAGCAUGGCUCGGUCCGCAACCUGGCAGCAAUUACGUAGGGGACGAUCCUGAACUGAGUGAACUGAUGAGACAGGUGAUGGAAAGACAGAUCUUCCGGAAUGACACUGACCUAGACCACGAGCACGGCGUUGCGUACCGAGCGAACGCACUGAAGCUGCCCUGGUUCAUGAAAGGCGGAACGGUGCGGAUUGACUACGACCGGCUCUCUGGGAGCAUCUGGCCCAUGAAUUCGGACGACGACCGUAUUGUAAAGCAGCUCAUGUAUGUCCCGCCGGGAUACACCUAUGGCGGUGAUACCCCAUUGAAGACAAUAGUGCUACACGGCAGCUGGGACGACUUUCACGAGGGCCGCCACCUCUUCACGCGCGACAAGUGUCCCGUCGACUCCUGCCAAGUGUACGGGGCGAAAUGGAAUAGUGCCGCAGACGCCGUUAUUUUCAAGGAUUUCUUACCGGACGCGGCUGAAAAAGUCCAAGGACAGCUUUGGAUCUUGUAUCUGUUGGAAAGCCCGCUUUAUGGUCUGUCCCCUGUCCAAAAGAAUGCUGUCAACUGGACUGCUACCUACAGAAGGGAUUCCGUGAUAGUGACACCGUACGAGAAAUUUGUGCUCUACCAUCCGAAGGUGAAGCAACUGCCCCUCAAUGGUAGAAACUUCGCGAAGAACAAGACCAAGAUGGUAGCAUGGUUUGUGUCCCAUUGCAGCACGCGCAACAAAAGGAAGGAGUACGCUCAAGAGCUGGCAGAAUACGUACAUGUGGAUGUUUACGGAGAAUGUGGGAAGCUCAAAUGCCGCCGAGGUGAGCCGGAAAAAUGCUUACGAAUGCUCGACAGGGAUUACAAGUUCUACUUGGCCUUCGAGAAUGCUAACUGCAAGGAUUACAUCACAGAGAAGUUUUACAAUGCACUAAGGCACAACGUGGUACCGAUCGUGAUGGGGGCCAGCCCCGAGGAGUACCGGCAGGUUGCUCCCUAUCACUCCUACAUUCACGUGGAAGACUUCGCAACCGCCAAGGAUUUAGCCGAGUACCUAAAACUUCUCGAUCGCAACAGCGAUAUGUACAACGAGUACUUUGCGUGGAAGGGUACCGGGGAGUUCAUCAACACUUUCUUUUGGUGUCGCCUAUGUGCGAUGCUUCACGCUCCUCCACCUGCUCCAGACGGGUGCCUCAUGUAUGAAAACGUUACAGAGUGGUGGACGAACAACGCGUGCCGCGCACCCAAGCGUUUGAAAAGCUAACGACGUCGUCGUCAGAGGACAAUUUUUUUAAAUGUUUGUUGUAUUUAUCUAUUGAGUUGCCAGGGAGACCUUCAGCAUCGUUGACGUUGUCUAAUUCGUCUUAUUCCCAAUUAUAGGUAGUAUAAACAAUAAAGAGGUAUACAAGGUGUU
Ornithodoros turicata is the source of this 1717-nucleotide messenger RNA. RefSeq names its product glycoprotein 3-alpha-L-fucosyltransferase A-like. The record is from RefSeq and is a predicted model, not a curated record. NCBI's taxonomy places the organism in Eukaryota, Metazoa, Arthropoda, Arachnida, Ixodida, Argasidae. Gene Ontology annotation, cellular component: membrane. The transcript has 7 exons. Bases 176 to 1567 code for a protein of 463 amino acids. Gene Ontology annotation, molecular function: fucosyltransferase activity.